Molecule: messenger RNA, 939 nt
Organism: Paramisgurnus dabryanus
Lineage: Eukaryota; Metazoa; Chordata; Actinopteri; Cypriniformes; Cobitidae
Source: RefSeq, a predicted model, not a curated record
CUCUUGGGACACUAAAGAUUUAUUUGACAUCUUAAAAAAGUAUUGCGUAAUGUCCACUUUAAUGUCUAAAUCGAAAGUUUUCCGCUUCAUGGAAAAUGAGAGACUUACCAGAAAACAAAUAGGGGAAGAUCCAUCAGGUCGUGACGAAAUCGGAUUUAAGUUUCAUUUCACGAGAGCCCACCAGCACAGCUGCAGCCACACACCUGCACUCCUAAAAUCAUGGCAGUUCAUCAACAAACUACCAUUGUGACAACAACCCAGCAUGUCUCAUCUGGAACCUGGACCACAGGGAUCUGUGAUUGCUGUUCUGAUAUGAGCACUUGUUGCUGUGCCCUGUUUUGUUUCCCUUGCAUGCAGUGUCAGACUGCGUCCCAAUUUGGAUGCUGUUUCUGCAUGCCUUUGUUAGACAGCUUCUGUAUGGUGGUGUCUUGCUGUCUCCGUAAGAAGAUGAGAGAGCAGUAUAACAUCAAUGGUUCGUGCUGUGAUGACGUAUGCAUGGUUUGCUGCUGUUAUCCAUGUGUCUGGUGUCAGAUGUCUCGUGAAGUCAAGAAUCGUGCUCGUUCUGGCGCUGUGAUCACCCAACAGAUUGUGCACAGUUAGAGAUCAGCUUACUCCAAGUCGCAAGAGUCUGAGCAUGAAUAUAAAGUUUGAUAUACCGACAUUUUUUAUAUGAUGACUUUUUUAUAUUUUUUUCACAUUUUUAUUUAGCACUGUUUUGUUGAACAUCAAUCCUUUUUUCCAUACUAUUAUGUAGAUUAGAUGUGACUAAUGUGAGAUGUGAGUUUAUAUAAUGCAGUGUGUACAAGCAAUACAAAAUAAUGUUAAAAUAAUUGGCUGAAACAUUGAUCGCAAAAGAUCAUUAUGUUUUCUGUUCUUUGUUGAUUCACUUUAUUGUUGUAUUAGUACUUCAUUAAUAAAUAAAACUGAGUUCUUUGAAAA